This is a messenger RNA of Epithele typhae, 225 nucleotides long. RefSeq lists its product as uncharacterized. The annotation marks the transcript as partial. The record is from RefSeq and is a predicted model, not a curated record. Lineage: Eukaryota; Fungi; Basidiomycota; Agaricomycetes; Polyporales; Epitheliaceae. The transcript has a single exon.
CACGCGGUGUCCGCUCUCGGGUACACGAACGAGGGCGUCGCCGCGUACGUCUACCCGAGCGCGAAGUACGGGAGCGUCCCGCUGUUCCGGAUGUACUCGACGUCGGCGUCGGACCACUUCUAUACGACCGACGUGGACGAGAAGCACAGGGCGGUCGCGUCGUUGGGCUCCUCGGACGAGGGAGUUGUCGGGUACGUGUACCAGGUGAAGGUCGCGAACUGUUAA